AUCGGUGAUGACUUCUAUGUUCCAUGGAGCCGUUGUUCACUUCCAUGCAUCGAUGCCCGAGGUACACAGAUUACCGAAAAGGCCGGGUCACUCGGGAGGAAAAAAAACAAGCAAAACCUGAUGAUGGGAGUGACUGAAAUACACCACCUGCUUCGUUGUAUACCUUUCCCAACGUUACUGUACAUGGGCCAUGCAGCACAGCAGCGCCAGCGGCGGUAAAUUAAUCACGUUUAUCAUCGGAUGGUCACAGAUGCUGAACUUCCUCGAGUGAGGGAGGAAAAGAGGCUGAUCCUAAUUAGUGAGGAAGACAUGCUUAGAAGGGAGGUAAACUGUAUAGCCAUGUGCCAACUGUCUAAAUAGACAACUACUCUGUCUAUUCAAUUUCCAUUCUCUCAAGUCAUCCUGACUCGAGAAAGUCAAUCGAUACCACCUUAAGAUGCCAGCUGAAGCCGAGACUACUCUGCGCCAUGAACCAGGCAUUCCAAACUCCCCAUCAAAUCUUUCUGGUUUUCGAGGCUGAGCUCCCAAUUCGCGAAAAAGCUUUCUAGAACGCCACAUGCACAGUCAACUCGCCCGCGAUCACUUUGGAUAAACUUCAACGGGAUGGAAGUGGAUAAAGAGACGCGCUCAUAGCAGUUUAGGGAGCCUUUUCUCAUUCAAGCUUGUUCUUCACUUUGCCUCGUUUACGGGUGGCAAAAGCCAGGAGGCGGCGUCGCAACGUGCUUGUAUAACGGCCGGUCUUGGUCCGCAUCCUUCCGUGUUUCCUUAUUCAUGUCGUUAUCCUCACGCGGUCGUUAUGUCGGAAAGUGGCUCAUCUAUGUUUACGGUCAUUUACGGUCUAUUCAUUUCGCAAUCCGAUCAUCACCUUUCUCAAGAAAGCCCAUCCGCGUGUGCAUUAUCAGACAUACACUUUCUGCCGUCGAGAUUGGUUCACCUACCACUUGGACUUUUGGGUCUAUUCCAGGAGCCUGGUGGGGUUCUACGUGACUUGAAGAAUAAGAAGGCGAGGCAAGGGAAUUCGUUCGGCAAGUCAACCAGACAAACUAACAGAUUACGACCACGGCAUGCGGGACGAGCCGAAUAUGUGAAACUACGAACUAUGGACCUGUGGACGGGUGAACUAUGCUGUCGCGACGAGUCGAAUCCAUAUUCCGUGCCUUCGAACUCGGACUCUUUCUUCUAUGCGUCUGGAUCAGUUCAUCUGUGUUCUCUCCUGACUGGUAUUCGUGCCUUUUUACAAAUAGGGAUACGACGUGCGGCGUCCCCGCGUCGCACUUGUGGUAUUCGAGAUGUACAACCCAAAGCCGCCCUGUUGACGCGUUUCUUUCGUGAUUGA
Molecule: messenger RNA, 1336 nt
Organism: Fomitiporia mediterranea MF3/22
Lineage: Eukaryota; Fungi; Basidiomycota; Agaricomycetes; Hymenochaetales; Hymenochaetaceae
Exons: 3
Coding region: 797-1336 (179 amino acids)
Source: RefSeq, a predicted model, not a curated record